GAAGGAAGAGAGCCACCGGCCUUCCUCCCUUGGGCGGUUAAGCUGCCAGCCUGCCACUUCUUCGGGCAAAACACUACCUUAAUGCCGAGUUCUGGUCCCUGCGAAUCCCAACAAAACCCUAGGGAAACCUCCCAAAAACCCUAGUGACCUUUCAGUCAUUCUUCUUCUCUAUCGAGAUUCGGUGUUUAGAGAGGUUUAGAUGGAUAAAGUUUGUGAUAUUUGCGGUGACAUUGGCUAUGCUGAAGCUAUCAUUACUUGUUGCAUUUGCAAGAAAGCUUCAGAGCAUAUCUAUUGUACGCCACCAGAACUUGGACCCGUUGAAGGUUUAUGGUGUUGUCUUGAAUGUUUAGCAAGUCAUCAUCCAGAUGCAAAGAUGAAGGAAACAUUCACUAAUCAGAAGAUCAUGCAAAAUGAUUGUUCUGAUGCUGAGGAAGCUAAUACGCAGCAGGGAAAACGGUUGCCAUUGGUUGAGACCAGAAAUUCUAAAAUUAAUUAUGACAAACGCCAAUCAUCUAGGAAAGAAAAAGGUUCUUUUAAGAAAACAGAGAUGGCAAAAGUGAAGUUUAUUUCUGAUAAGGAAGCUGCCUUGCUUGGCACUGAAUCAAAAUCAAGGGCAUGCAAUACAAAAGAAAGUUUGCAUACCUCGCAGAUGUCUAAUACCAAAACAAAAGCAUAUGACUCGCAAAGAAAUCUGCCUGCUGUGGUGAAUUCUGGAAAAAAGAUGAUGACAUAUGAUAGAUGGAAAAACCAACAUGUGUCAUCACAUCAAGCUGCUGAGGGAAAUAUAAUACCACCUUCUACAUAUAAAUGUACAACUCCCAAAAUGUCUAGAAUUGUAAGUUCAGACACUCUAAAGACUGUCACUCAGACAAACAAGGGAGCUGUCGGUGCCAGAGUGCAUCUUUCUUCCUCAAAGUGUGUAAUGACAAAGAAACAUGUUGUGGAUGACAAGAAAGGAAAGAUACAAAAGAACAAAUCUUCAGGAGAUGAGGCUUUUGAAGCAUUUUGCAUCAAAGGUACUAUGGAGGGAUCUGCUGAUGAAACAAAUUGCAAAUCUAAUGCUCUGUCCCUAUUUACCAAGGAUGAAAAGAUGACAUAUAGUGCUCUAGGACAAAAAUGUGCUUCAAAUGUUGAGCCUGUUAAAACAUCGGUACCUGAUACUGUACUUGGAGGCUCAAAUGAUGAGAUAAAUCUUCUUCCUGCUGGUGGUCCAGGAAACAGCUCAGUUGUCUGUUCUGAUGUGCAAGGAAAUAGACGUUGUUAUCAAGAUGUGGAUCAGCCACUAAUAUUGCUUAUUAGUCCAGAUAUGAAGUUUUCAAACUGUCCUGUUCCAGAUAUCUGUUGGAAGGGGGCUUUUGACGUUCUUAAUGAAGAUUUCCAUGUAUGUUGUGGAAUUCAAGCUCACUUCUCUCGCCAGGUGUCAUGUAAAGCUUAUGAAGUCACAAAACAAAUUCCCAAAGAAUUGAAGUUCAAGGUCAUACCUCGUGCCCGUGUUUGGCCAAAAAUCUUUCAAUUCGAUCCACCCACAUGCGAGGAUAUUGGAUUAUACUUUCUCCCUUCUGAAAUUCCGAGGUCUAAAGAGAACUAUAUCUGUCUUUUAGAGCAUGUGAACUCUCACGAUUGUGCAUUGCAAAGUCAAAUAGGUGAUGUCAAAUUACAGAUAUAUACAUCUAAGCAAUUGCCUGCAGACUCUGAAGGACCAGCUUCGCAGAUGUAUUUGUGGGGAAUCUUCUGCCAUGUGAAACAUAAGAAACUCAACUGUGAUAUGCAGAAACAACCCUCCUCCAAGACUCCUAUUACUUCUGUAAAGACUUGCAAUGAAUCAAAUAACCAUCAGAAAGGCAAUUGUACAGAAAUUCAUAGUACUGGGAAAACUAUAUCAAGUCCUGUACCUUUAUUUGAUCCUCCUCCUGGAUUUCAGAAGCUGAGAUCUGAAGUGCAUAGAAAGGGGCCUCCAGUCAUGUCUGCACCAAAGGAUGUGAGGAGGUCAAUUUCAUCAGAAUCACCACCUGUUUUUCCAAGGCAUUCUCCAGGAAAUGAAGGUAGUUCAUCUAGGCUGCCUGGCAGCAUGACAUCCCUCAUGUGCAAGUCGACCAGACCAACAAUGGAUCAUCAGGAGUUGGGGCAUGCACACAGGUCAAGGGGCAGCAAUACCAUUGACAGCAAUCGAACUCAGCAUGAUGGACAUUAUACCAUGAAAGCUGGAGACACAGGAAAGAGGAAAAUGUGGCAGGGUUCUAGUAGUGUGAAAGAUAACAAGAAGGUUCCUUACGAUAAAGUUUAUGGUACACCAUACCGGUCGGUGUUGGAGCGUAUUAGGCAUACCAUACCAUAUAGGUAUCAAAACAACAAGCAGUACAGAGAGUGUACUGAGCAUCAAUAUGCUGAACGAGCCUCCAUUCCACAUGUAUCAGCAUCAAAUCAGGAUGGUACUGGUAUAGGAUCCAAAAGUGAGAGCCGGAAAAGAAAAUCUAGUGGGUUCGGGAACCCCACUAACAAGCAACAACAUGAAGCAUCUACAGAUUAUGAUAAUCGUUAAGUAGUUGUAAAGCCGAUUCAUGCCAUUCAAGAUGCAUCCUCCAACUUUACCCUUGAGAGGAUCAUGACAACAAGACCUAGAACUAAGUACUAGUCAGUCCUGACCUUUUUAGACCUCACCUUUUUACCUUGAGUAGUGGUGGUAAGAGAUUGUAUUUUAACUGGUCUAAUGAUUAGACUAUAUACUGUUUCCAGUUACAGUUUAUGCAUGCUUUAUGCUGAUUUUUGAUAUCAGAUACAUAUGCUGAUUCUUUACUCUCAUA
This is a messenger RNA of Elaeis guineensis (African oil palm), 2801 nucleotides long. The record is from RefSeq and is a predicted model, not a curated record. NCBI's taxonomy places the organism in Eukaryota, Viridiplantae, Streptophyta, Magnoliopsida, Arecales, Arecaceae.